AUGCUCGGAAGAAGCUCUUCUUCGUUGAAAUCCGCCACUUCUUUGCUUCGUUCUGUACAAGCACGUUCUUCUAGUUCUGGACUGAACUUCCAGUUUUCUGAUGAACAGAAGCAGCUUCGAGACUCUGUACGCAAGUUCGUUCAGGAAGAAAUCAUUCCUGUAGCUGGACAUUAUGACAAAACUAUGGAGUACCCAUGGGAUGUCAUGAAUAAAGCCCAUGCUCUCGGUUUCCUUAACACAGACAUUCCAGAGGAGUACGGAGGUAUCGGACUUGACCAAAUAAGUAAUGUAAUGGUCAGUGAAGAAAUUGCUUAUGGAUGCUCUGGUAUCGGAACCGCCAUUAUGGGCAACGGAUUAGCGGAGACUCCUCUGAUCCUCUGUGCCAAUGAUGACAUCAAGAAGCGUUACUUGACCAGAAUGGUUGAAGAACCUCUUAUUGCUGCUUAUGCCGUGACUGAGCCAGGAGCUGGGUCUGAUGUCGCUGGAGCUAAGACCAAGGCUGUGAAGAAGGGUGACGAAUACAUUAUUAAUGGAUCUAAGAUGUGGAUCACAAACGGAGGACAUGCUAACUGGUAUUUCGUUUUGGCCCGCACCGACGCUGAUCCUAAGUGCCCCUCUGGAAAAGCUUUCACCGGCUUUGUAGUUGACGCUGACACCCCAGGAUUGACUCGUGGAAGAAAGGAGAUUAACAUGGGACAACGCUGUUCUGACACUCGCGGGCUUACUUUCGAAGACGUCAGAGUCCCAGCCUCUAACGUUGUUGGAGCUCACGGAGAAGGAUUCAAGGUUGCCAUGAAAACUUUUGAUCGUACUCGUCCACUUGUAGCUGCUUUGGCUGUAGGUGUUGCUGCUCGUUGUCUUGAUGAGGCUACCAAGUAUUCAUUAGAGAGAAAGACUUUCGGAACUCCUAUCGUCAAUCAUCAAGCCAUCCAAUUCAUUCUUGCUGAUAUGGCAAUGAACUUGGAAUUAGCCAGACUUAUGACUUACAAGAGCGCCUAUGAGUCAGAACAAGCUCGUCCCGGAUCUUAUUACGCUUCCCUUGCCAAACUGUUCGCUUCUGAAACAACUAAUCUUGCCGCUACAAACUGUGUCCAAGUCUUCGGAGGAGCUGGAUUCAACACAGAAUACCCUGCUGAAAAGUUGAUGAGAGAUGCAAAAAUUUUCCAGAUCUAUGAAGGAACUAGUCAAAUUCAAAGAAUGGUCAUCGCUAGACAAUUGCUCGGACGAGUUAAAGCUAACGGAGGAUACUAA
Messenger RNA from Auanema sp. JU1783, 1251 nucleotides. The record is from the annotation of a GenBank genome assembly. NCBI's taxonomy places the organism in Eukaryota, Metazoa, Nematoda, Chromadorea, Rhabditida, Rhabditidae.